AUUAAGUAAAAUAAUUUUUUUGAAUAUUAAAAAAACUCUCUGGCGAUGAAGACGGCGAUUUAGGGCACCAAUGCCUUCACGAAGAUGGGAUCCGGGGAUUCGGGUUGAAGGUUGUUUUGCUACGAUCUGGCGAGAUCAUGUUACUGAUUCGGGGAAUCAAGAUUAUCUUUUGGUUAAUUUGGGGAGGGAUUUUGGCAUCGACAAAGGAAUUUACGGGAGUUUAAGGAAACUCUGGAUUGAGUGUCAAUGGUGGUGGAUUCAGAUUAACUCUCAGAUCGAAUCGCGGAUCUAUACAGAGUCAGCUAUUGAAUCACGGUGAGGAUCUGAGGAUCGGUGAGAGCACUCGCAAGCGAUUGAAGAUCUCGGUGGCGCAUUUUGACAAUUCGGCGCUGAUCAAAACCUACGCCAAAACGUUGAUUGGGAGGUGUAUGAAUCCGGAUGAACAAGAGAUGAACGCGUUGUUCACAAACCUUCUGAAGAUUUGGAAAUUGGAGGAGAGGGUCACGGGAACUGAUUUGGGAUUUGGGAAAUUCCAGUUCGACUUCAGGACUGAAGAGGAACUCGAUGUGGUGCUGAAGCACCAACCUUACCACUUCGAUUACUGGAUGCUCUCCUUGGCGAAGUGGCAACCACGACAGUCAAGGUCUUUCCCUUCAGAGAUCAUGUUCUGGAUUAAAGUCAUUGGGAUACCGCUUGAAUUCAGGACGGUUCCUACCUUUGAGAGUAUUGGAGGCGCUUUGGGACGGGUGGUUGCGGUGGAUGCGGUUCAUAAUCGGGUCCAAGUGGUGGUGGAUGCUUUCAAGGAGCUGUGCUUUGAAACUACAGUAGAUUUUAAAGGUGGAGAGUUCUAUGAUGGUGAGGAAGCGGCGGUGUCACUGCGAUAUGAGAAACUUUUUGGUUAUUGCAAGCUUUGUGGCAGUCUAUGUCACAAGGAUGAAUUAUGUCCACUUGAUGUGAAGAACUCAAAGAUCAGUCCAGAGCGGAAAAGAGAAACCAGAGAAGGCACUGGGGUCUGGCCUGAUGGGAAGCACUAUGAUGAUAGAGCUAGAAGCUAUAAAGGGGUGGUCAUAAAUGGCAAUAUGGGUCCACAAAAUAAGGAAAGAGAUAAUAGGGAGUAUUACGGGAAGGGUAAGGGCAAGAUGCAUGAAGAACCAGAUUCUAAAUGGGUUAAGGUCGCGGAACGAGGAUCCCGGAGACCUCCUAAUCAUCAUGGAAACUACAGAGGAGAUAGUGAGAGCUCUCGGUACAAGAAUGCACGCAGAGGAGAUGGGAGGAGGGGUGUUACAGGGGGAGAAAGCGGGGUUUAUGAGGUACAAACUAAACUGUCUUCAGCGCAGGCACGUGAAGCGCAAAGCCAGAGGUUUUUCCCUCAGGAAAUUCGAGAAGAAGGUGAGAUUAAGAGUACUGAUACUGGGGACGUGAAUUUGGCGUCUGCAGGAUUCCAACUAGAGCUCGCUAAGCCCAGGCGGAGGCAACAGAGGGGAUUAUGGAGACUAUUGACGUGGAAAAGGGUUUACUUGAGGUGCAAGGAAUGGUGGAGAAGCAGGAUGAGUUAACAGAUGAUGUUAUGAAGGAUAUUGACAAGGAGAUGGAUGCUAUCAAUGCUAACCUUUUGAAGAAUGGUAUGGAUUUGGAGGCAGAGGACGAGUUUCAGACCCUUUCGGAGGAGGAAGCGGAGCAUGCCUCUGGGGAUCAGAUAGUGCAAGUUCACGCACAGGAGGGGGAAGAAUUGGGUAAUGGUGAUGUGGUUCUCAAUAAUGACACGGGGACAGGGGAUAUGGGGACAAGGCAAACCUCUCGUAAGCGCUUAUUCAAGCCUACUAUUAGCACUGCCGGGAGCAAUAAGAUGAGGACGGCGAGCGCGCUUCUCUCUCCACGUAAAAAAGCUGUGGUAAAAGGGGGUUCUCGCCAGGGAGAUAGCAGCAAGCAUCUGGACAAUAAGGGUCCUUCAAACCCGAAAUCAGCUAAUUUGAAAUCCUAAAUUUUAUGGAUAAAGAGUUUGCAAUAAGAUUUCUAAGAGUAUGGGUUUUUGCGGUUGUGUUCUUAAUUAUUAUAAUUCAUGUCUUGAGUCUGUUUGGUUUAUUUGUUUUUCAUGGGAUUAGGGAAAAAGCCUUUGUGUGUUUCUAUUUGGUUUCGGUCAAACUCUGGAAUAAAACUAUCUUAUUAUGGUUAUGGUUACAUGUA
This is a messenger RNA of Brassica rapa (field mustard), 2184 nucleotides long. RefSeq lists its product as uncharacterized. Lineage: Eukaryota; Viridiplantae; Streptophyta; Magnoliopsida; Brassicales; Brassicaceae. The record is from RefSeq and is a predicted model, not a curated record.